Messenger RNA from Pipistrellus nathusii (Nathusius's pipistrelle), 1794 nucleotides. The record is from the annotation of a GenBank genome assembly. Lineage: Eukaryota; Metazoa; Chordata; Mammalia; Chiroptera; Vespertilionidae.
AUGGCCGCGAGCCCCUCUGUAGUUCCUGUGGCCCUGACCACUCCGGGGGUACCCAUCUUGUCAGCUAGUGGCGAUUUCUCAAAUUUGCGGGAAAUUAAAAAGCAGCUGCUACUUAUCGCUGGCCUUACCCGAGAGCGGGGCCUACUGCACAGUAGUAAAUGGUCCGCGGAGUUGGCCUUCUCCCUCCCGGCGUUGCCUCUAGUCGAGCUGCAGCCGCCUCCGCCUAUGACAGAGGAAGAUGCCCAGGAUAUGGAUGCUUACACCCUGGCCAAAGCCUACUUUGAUGUUAAAGAGUAUGAUCGGGCAGCACAUUUCCUGCAUGGUUGCAAUAGCAAGAAAGCCUAUUUCCUGUACAUGUAUUCUAGAUACCUGUCUGGAGAAAAGAAGAAGGAUGAUGAAACAGUUGAUAGCCUAGGCCCUCUGGAAAAAGGACAAGUAAAAAAUGAGGCUCUUAGAGAACUGAGAGUGGAGCUCAGCAAAAAGCACCAAGCUCGGGAACUUGAUGGUUUUGGCCUUUAUCUGUAUGGUGUUGUGCUUCGAAAACUGGACUUGGUGAAAGAGGCCAUUGAUGUGUUUGUAGAGGCUACCCAUGUUUUGCCUUUGCAUUGGGGAGCCUGGCUAGAACUCUGUAACUUGAUUACAGACAAAGAGAUGCUGAAGUUCCUGUCUUUGCCAGACACCUGGAUGAAAGAGUUUUUUCUGGCUCAUAUAUACACAGAAUUGCAGUUGAUAGAGGAGGCCCUGCAAAAGUAUCAGAAUCUUAUUGAUGUGGGCUUUUCUAAGAGCUCUUAUAUUGUUUCCCAAAUUGCAGUUGCCUAUCACAAUAUCAGAGAUAUUGAUAAAGCCCUCUCUAUUUUUAAUGAGCUAAGGAAACAAGACCCUUAUAGGAUUGAGAAUAUGGAUACAUUCUCCAACCUUCUUUAUGUCAGGAGCAUGAAAUCUGAGUUGAGUUAUCUGGCUCACAACCUCUGUGAGAUUGAUAAAUAUCGUGUAGAAACUUGCUGUGUAAUUGGCAAUUAUUAUAGUUUGCGUUCUCAGCAUGAGAAAGCAGCCUUAUAUUUCCAAAGAGCUUUGAAAUUGAAUCCUCGGUAUCUUGGGGCCUGGACACUAAUGGGACAUGAGUACAUGGAAAUGAAGAACACAUCUGCUGCUAUUCAGGCUUAUAGACAUGCCAUUGAGGUUAAUAAGCGGGACUACAGAGCCUGGUAUGGCCUCGGGCAGACCUAUGAAAUCCUUAAGAUGCCAUUUUACUGCCUUUAUUAUUAUAGACGGGCCCAUCAGCUUCGGCCCAAUGAUUCUCGUAUGCUGGUUGCUUUAGGAGAAUGUUAUGAGAAACUCAAUCAACUUGUGGAAGCCAAAAAGUGUUACUGGAGAGCUUACGCCGUGGGAGAUGUGGAGAAAAUGGCUCUGGUGAAACUUGCAAAGCUUCAUGAACAGUUGACUGAGUCAGAACAGGCUGCUCAAUGUUACAUCAAAUAUAUCCAAGAUAUCUAUACUUGUGGGGAAAUAGUGGAACACUUGGAGGAGAGCACAGCUUUCCGCUAUCUGGCCCAAUACUAUUUUAAGUGCAAGCUGUGGGAUGAAGCUUCAACUUGUGCCCAAAAGUGUUGUGCAUUCAAUGAUACCCGGGAAGAAGGUAAGGCCUUGCUCCGGCAAAUCUUGCAGCUUCGGAACCAAGGAGAGACUCCUUCCACUGAGAUGCCUGCACCCUUUUUCCUACCGGCAUCACUGUCUGCUAACAAUACUCCUACACGCAGAGUUUCUCCACUCAACCUGUCUUCAGUCACACCAUAG